This is a messenger RNA of Aspergillus chevalieri, 7485 nucleotides long. Its product is annotated as Beige/BEACH domain protein. NCBI's taxonomy places the organism in Eukaryota, Fungi, Ascomycota, Eurotiomycetes, Eurotiales, Aspergillaceae. The record is from RefSeq and is a predicted model, not a curated record. Gene Ontology annotation, molecular function: protein binding. Bases 1 to 7485 code for a protein of 2494 amino acids. The transcript is spliced from 7 exons.
AUGAACCAGGCCACCUCCCUCCCUUUGCCGCCUCCUUCGUCGUCAAUCGAACGACUUAAUCUUGAGCUGGCUCCUGUGAUUGAGGAGUUGAGGAACAUCUGCGAGCAGGAUCCGAUUUCUCCGCAACUCGCCCUGACGGCAACCGAAAGCUUGCUCCGGCUGCGUCAUACCUUUAUCGAUAACGACUGCCCUAGGGAAGCAAAGGAUUGCUUCCGACAUCAGAAUGGUUUCCAAUUGUUGUUGGUCCUCAUUAGCAAGCUCGCGGAGAUCUAUGAUGCGGAACUACCCAAGGAUGAGAAGAAGAGUCUAUUGACUCUACACAAGGAUGCGUUGGAGGUCCUGGCGGAGGGCUUAAAGGAACAUUUCGGAAAUCAACGAUACUUUACAAAGAAGAUUCCCGGUGGGGGCAAGACGGUGUUGGAGAAGUCUUUGUUAACUCUGGCCACUAAACUGGGCAGUGCGGAGGCUGAGACACAGCAGUUCUAUGGUGGAAUUCUGGCAGCAGCACUCUGCCAGGAAACUGUAGCUGGGUUGUUCACAGCUCUAGCGGCGGAAUCUCAGCUGAAUGAAAAUUCCUUAUCUCCUGAUGACGUCCGCCAAUCUGUGGACAAAGGUAUGGGAACAUCGGAGACCGUGGAAGUUUCCGAAUUUCUGGGGCUCUUUAUUCGCGUAUGGUUGAUGCAGUCCUCGCUCUUUGGACACCAUAAAACUCAAAGACUGGCAGUUCCGGCCUGUCUCUGCCAGCUCGCAUCGCAAUCUGAAAGGAAUGUUGUAGCUCUGCAUGCUACUGGGAUGCUAACCUCCAUCUUACCAUUGUUAUUCAGCAAUGACUGUUCUGAAGACGAGAAAUCGUUAUACCAAGAACUUGCUCGACUACUCUGCACUCAAGGACUGAGCAAUUUGGAUGAUGCUGUUGCCCUCUACCGCAAUGCGCACGGUAGCUCUGACAUCCUGCGGUUCCUACUCGACGUGUUAAAGCGGUCUAAACAACCCCCAUUUAUACAUUUCGAUUUGUCAUUGCAUGGGUACUGCUCCGUGGAGUUCUCUAGUCUAGGCCGUACAUUCCCGCCAGCGAUCUCUGCGGGCUACACUUUAUCAGUAUGGGCUCGGUUUGACCGGUUUGAUACUAGUACGCAUACAACCAUAUUCGGGGCAUUUGACGCGCGCCAAACAUGCUUUCUGCUCAUGUACCUUGAAAAAGACACCCGCCAUUUGAUAUUGCAAACUUCCAUAAGCGGCCCUCGCCCCAGUGUCCGAUUUAAGUCCAUUUCUUUCCAACCUAAUCGAUGGUACCAUAUUGCUCUUGUCCAUAAAAAGCCCAGACCACCAUCAUACUCCCGAGCUUCGCUAUUCAUAGACGGUGAAUUCGUCGAACAACUGAAGAUAGAGUAUCCGAACGUUCCAGUGACCGGUGUUCCUAACAAAACACCGCGGGUGCAAGCAUUCUUCGGAACCCCGCAGGAUCUGGCGAUGAGGUUGGGAAAGGGCGUGUCGACCUCUCGAUGGUCUCUAGCAGGUGCGACACUGUUGGAUGAGGCAUAUAGCGACGACAUGAUUUCUGUUUUCUAUAAUCUCGGCCCUCGGUAUUAUGGCAACUUUCAAGACUGUAUGGGGUCCUUCCAAACCUACAGAGCAUCUGCAGCCCUGAAUGUCCGAAAUGAACAUCUUCACCCCGGCAAAGAAGAGCUCUCCGAUAUCGUCACAGCAAUUCGAAGAAAAGCAAGUGCGCUAGUUCGUGAAGGGUCAAUUUUGGUCAACGUCUCCCCAGUUGCCAUUCUAGAUGACGAUGAUAGCAGCAAUGUCGACGAGUCGCAACUUGUCAGGUGCUUGUCCCGGCCGGCAGCUAGAAACUUACAGCAACUUACCAAAGCUGGCGGCAAUUCGGUGGCUGUCAAUGGUGCGACGCCUGCGAUAAAUGGUGCACUGACGCAAACUCACGGAGUGGGAAUCUUGGCAGGCGACCCUGUCGUUGCGGUGCCACAAUCUUUAGAUGAUGCAAGCUGGCGCCUUGGCGGCUGUGCAGCGGUGCAUCUGAGCCUGGUCCAGGCGGCCAGUACUGCAGACUCUCUUGUGAUGGCGGUAGAGGUGCUGUACGAGUCUGUUCAGGAUAACUGGAGAAAUAGUGAAGCCAUGGAGCGGGAGAAUGGCUAUGGAAUACUCGCGGCCUUGCUGCGUGAGAAACUGGGCUGCCCAUUGGGUAACUAUACCGCAGCCCCAAAGACAUCUGUCGUAUGCUCCGGUUACGAGGAGCGAUCGGCGGUGGCCUCCAGACUCCUCCGCUUGACCCUUGGUUUCGUGGGUUAUGACUUUGAGCAUCCGCAUCGCUCCAUCAUUGUCAACCCACUUGCAUACAGAAUUCUCAUGGUUGAUUUGGAUAUAUGGAGAUUCGGCGAACUCGAUCUCCUCGAGCUGUAUUACUCCCAGUUCUGUAUCUUUGCCACUGGAGGCCCUUAUCGUCGCUUUAAUGCAAAGCGCCUCUCUCGGAUGCGUGUCACCAAGAAGCUGCUGGAAGCUCUGAAGGGAGAGGAUUUCACCCUAGAUGGCUUGCGUCUUUUCACAAAGGCCUUCAAAUCGCUUAUGGAGAGUUGCCUGUCUGCGGACUUACUCCGUUCCCUGGCCCUUUUCAUUACCUACGCUUUGCACAAACCGAAGGCACCGACUAAGUUGCAGAAAAAGAAGAGCAUUCGGCUGAACUCAUCUCCGCAGCUAUCAACGUCUUCCCCUGGAAAGCGGGUAUAUGUAUCGAGCUCUGCUAUGGCAGUCGAGAUGCUGCAAAUGUAUUGUUCUGUUCUUUGCAAUGUUCACGAUCUCUUAUCGUUGACGAAGUUCGCUCGGGCCGUGACAAAUAAGUGGCUUCUGUAUCUAAUAUGCGAAGAUGACCCUGAAAUUGUCAUCCCUGCAAUGAGAAUCCUAGCCCGUCUAGUUGUCUUCCACGGUAGCAAUUACAGCAAAAAGUUCUCCGAAAGGAGCGGUGGAUACAUCGUGCUGCAACAUUGCCUGAAAAGAUGGUGGAAUGUACCCGCUUUAUGGACCAUAUGUUUUGCUGUAUUGUUUGGAGUCGAUGUUGGAUCGGUGGAUGUUGAUCGACCCUUUGAUGGCUCCAAUCUGGUAGAGACACUCUCUGCAGGCGAUAAAACGAAAGUUGUCUUUCCAGAAAUGUUGCCUGUGAUCACCGAAAUGAUGAGAAGUGGCCUGAGAAAGGUUGUAUUGGCCGAACACAGCUUGGAGCAGCGCAAUGGUUCACUGAAGGAACGAUUGGCACAGAUGACAAAGCCGAAUAUGUCUUCAUCGAGACCUGUCGAUCAAACUAUUGAAGAAGUUUCGCUUUUAGCUGCUGCUAUCGAACUUCUGGCUAUGGUUCACGCCAAGUCGGAAGAUUUUCGCGAAUUUGCAGUGCAGUCCAAUUACGUACAGGGACUACUCCGUGUGCUGUUUCCAGUUGUUGUUGGGUCAGAUAUUGUCAACGCGGACGUCGAGCUGAAUUCUCAUGAUGGCGGGCUCAGGCUGGAUGAUCUAAACUUGGCCAUCCGCCCCAAGUCGGCUGGCGCAGCAGAGUUACGAACAAGAACAGUGGAGCAAGGAGGGACUCAUCGGAAUAGCCGUGGUCAAAAGCCUCUGCGCCGCGGAUCGUCCUUCAUCCUCGUUUCAUCCGAUCAAGGACACCUCGCACCUUCUCAUGCACGUUUACACCGUGCGUUCACGCCCUCCCAUGCUAAGGAAAAUGGGGCUGCUACGGAUAAUCCUGUUGUGAUUAGCAUCUUGGGCCUCGUUCUCGCCGUGUUCACCGACCAAUUACUCGAGCGAAAAGACUUUUCAGGCCUAGGUCUUUAUCUCAAGACACCACCUGGAUUCCUGGAACAUCAAGCAUGCUUCAAUUCGUGGUUAACGAAACAUCUCUUUUCGGCCCUGCAAGAUGCUGUAUCGCCAGAGGCCCAGCUAUUCUUGGAGCCGAGAACACUCACCAACCUAGGACGCUUGGCUGCUCAUGUUGCAGAAGCCAUGUACGAAGGUUGGUUUAUUGACGGUACAACCGCUACUCUUGAGUUUCUGGGAACGAUUCUGGAAUAUCUGCAGCGCCCGGAUAUUUCCAUGCUGAAGAGUGUUCGCCUUUGUAAUCAAGCCAUUGCGACGAUGCGGUCGACUCUCUUCCGGGCCGUGCUACUCAAACUGUCAGAGGCGGAUGAUCGGGAGACACUGGUGUUUCUGAAGCGUCUCAAUUACUGGCAAGCGGUGAUUCUCUCUACUGAAGAGUCUCAUUCAGAAUACCUGCAGCUGUUAUGCUAUCAGCUCUAUACCAAGCUAGUCAGCAAGAACGAAGAUGUCCGCCGGGCUGCCGUGGGUCUCUGGCGCAUCAUUUUGGUGCAGAAACCGGAUGAUAUGUCUGCAAUUCUGAGCCAUGCGGCAGCGCCCCUUCAAAAGCGUCUCCUGGAUGAUUUCGACGCCCUUGUCGGGAUGGAAGAUGCUGCUUUCCUGCAAUGGAUUGCCGAUCGAGGGGAUGACCUCAAUGCCUUGUUUUUGGAGGCACUAGGUAGAUCGUGGGACCAUUUCGUGCAAGAGGAGGAUGCAAGUACAGCGACCUCAGCACGCGUUCGCGUCUCGAAGCGUCAAGAUAAAUUAAAGCAAUGGGUUCAAAGUGAAAAAGUCAGCGAAGAGGCGAUUCGCAAACAUGAAGCCACGCAUCCACACUGGAUAUCCAACAUAUCGGCCUCGGAGUUCUUGAAGUACCAAAGGUCUCUGCAAGAUCAACAGGAUGAUUUGAUGUUCAUAUGGUCGACUUUUGCUCGUCUAUUAAUGGACCUUCAUCGUUUCGGAGGGGUUCUCGUAGAAUAUCGAGAGACAAAAUGGCGCCUUGACCAGACAGAAGGGCGGAGUCGCAUGCGGCUACGCGUAGUUCCAGACACGUCCAACGAACGACAAGAUUAUCAACCGAAAAAGAGAAAGGUUUCAGAACCACCGGCAAUCAAGAUCAACACUCAAGUUCCAUCAGCUUCUGGUGGGGAUGCGAUGCCUUUGACGCCAGUGGAGAGCAAUCUCCAAGCUGUGGAAGCAGACAAAGGUGUUCUGGAGGAAAGCUUUGAAAUGAUCGACGACCCGAAAGCGGUCAUGGCAGACUAUGAAGAUAAGAACCGAAAGGUCAUGCGGACUUUGCAUCGUGGCGAUCAGGUUCAGAAUGUCUGCAACAUGUCUCGGGUCAUUGGGUUGGAGGCUUGCGAGGGCCUCCUUAUCCUGGGCAAGGACCAUAUUUACCUACUUGACAAUUUCUUCCAACGGUCCGAUGGCGAGAUUGUUAAUGUUUGGCAAGCCCCCCCAGAAGAGCGGGAUCCGUACGUUCGAAUGAUUGCUGGACGGGAAGACGAUGAACGGAAACCCCAGGAGCACGAAACGAGGAGUUGGAAAUGGUCCGAUUUGGUCAGCGUGUCGAAGAGACGUUUCCUAUUUCGUGAUGUGGCACUUGAAAUCUUCUUUACGGACGGUAGCAGCUUCCUUUUGACGCUUGUCUCAUCGAAGGCCCGGGAUGACCUGUCCAGCCAGCUGGGUUCCAAGGCUCCUCAGGUGACUGGAAGCGUUGGGCACUCGCGACCAGAGGAUAUACGGAGGUUUGAGACCCUUCGGAGCCAAGAGGAUGCUCCGCAGACUCUUGGGUCCAAAUUUGCAAGUGUCUUUGGUCAUUCGCCGGAGAACCCAGCGACCCGAAAAUGGGUCAGAGGGGAGAUAUCGAAUUUCCACUACCUUAUGUUGGUCAACACUCUCGCUGGGAGGACUUUCAAUGACCUGACGCAGUACCCUGUUUUCCCAUGGGUACUCGCUGAUUAUACCAGCGAGGAAUUGGACCUGACAAAUCCCAAGAGCUUCCGUGAUCUGUCGAAACCGAUGGGUUGCCAGACGUUGGAAAGAGAGGCAGAGUUCAGAGAACGAUACAAUGCCUUCGCGGAAAUGGGCGGAGAUGACUCGCCUCCGUUCCAUUACGGGACGCAUUACUCUUCUGCUAUGAUCGUUAGCUCGUACCUUAUUCGUCUGCAGCCGUUUGUCAAAUCAUAUCUUCUUCUACAGGGUGGCACGUUUGAUCAUGCUGAUCGCCUGUUCUAUUCGGUUGCAAAGGCCUGGGAAUCCGCCUCGAAAGGAAACAUGUCGGAUGUUCGCGAGUUGAUCCCGGAGUUCUUCUAUCUUCCCGAGUUCCUGGUUAACGCCAACAACUACGAGUUUGGAGUCCUUCAAAACAUGACCACAGCCAUCGACUCGGUAGAAUUACCCCCAUGGGCCAAAGGCGACCCCAAGAUUUUCAUCGCCAAACAACGGGAAGCCCUCGAGAGCCCCUACGUGACGCAAAACCUGCAUCACUGGAUCGAUUUGGUAUUUGGGUGCAAGCAGAAAGGUGACGCCGCUAUCGAAGCAGUCAAUGUCUUCCAUCAUCUGUCUUACCAGGGCGCGAAGGAUAUCGACAACAUUGAUGAUCCAGUAGAGCGGCUGGCUACGAUUGGGAUCAUUCACAACUUUGGGCAGACACCGCAUCAGAUAUUUAGCCGGCCGCAUCCGCAACGGGAGGAUUUGAAGUAUAAGGCGCCACGGUUGGAUCGGCUUGCAGAAUCAUUGACGCAGCUUCCCGUUUCGCUUCUUGAUAUCGAGGAGCGGGUAGCGUCACUGUCCAUGAAGCAAGAUCGGUUGUUAUGUGCUGCUCCAUUGCGAUUGAACAUUCCUCCGACUUAUGACAAGUAUAUGGAAUGGGGAUUCUUUGAUGGUAGUGUCCGGUUCUACUCAGCGGAAAGUAGAAAGCUGCUGGGCCACUUUGAACAUCUCCAUGUCGGACAGCUGUCGUGUGCGAUCUUUGCGGAUUCGCGAACACUAGUGACGGCUGGUAGAGACUGCACUGUUUCUAUCUGGACGUACACUUCAGGCAGCAAAUCCGUCGAUCUGCAACCGGCAGGAACCUUAUUUGGCCAUCGUUCGCCUAUCACAGUUCUUGCGGUUUCGCGUUCGUUUAGCACUCUUCUGACAGCGUCGAGUGAUGGACAAGUCAUGCUCUGGGAUCUAAACCAACAAUCCUUUGUGAGGGAGCUUCCGACCAAUGGACCGGUUGAUUGUGCUCGCGUCAACGACGUGACUGGGGAUAUCGCUGUGUGCCGUGGAAACUGCAUCAGUUUGUACACGCUAAAUGGUGCGCUACUGCUUCGCCAGGAUAUUUACGAAUCGGCCGAUGACCAUAUCCUAUCGUGCGUGUUCUACGAGGGAGUUAGUGAUGAAUGGCUGGAGCGAGAGCUCUUGUUUACUGGCCAUCGACGGGGAGUGGUCAACAUCUGGAGCAAAACAAUUCACGAGGGACGAUUUGAAUUGGAGCUGAUCCGGCAGCUCCAUCAUACGGAUCCGAGCCGGGAUACUGGGGAGAAUAUCACGGCAGGAAUCAGUUGCAUUCUGGCCCUGCCGCAGGUGGUGUAUACGGGCGAUGAGAUCGGGCGAGUGUAUGAAUGGAGUUGCGUUCAGCGUCGGUAG